GGCCAACCUCCACAUCUUUCUCACUCCUAAUCCCAUUAAAAAAACCCGUGUCGAAUUAUUUUUAAAACGUUUUAAAAAGCAUCUUCUCGAGCUCUCAAGCUGAAGUAAUCGAUCUCCUUCCCCAACUUUUCCUUUCCGCCUUAUCUGCAAAAUAAAAAAACCUAACCUAUCGUUUUUUUCUUCUCUUUUUUUUUUAAUUCAUCCUGUUUUUUCCCUUCAAUUAGCUCUUCUGUGUUUUAAUGGCGUCUGGAUCUUCUGGUCGACCUAGCUCGGGCUCGAAAGGGUUCGAUUUUGCUUCCGAUGAUAUAUUGUGUUCUUACGAAGAUUAUGCUGCUAAUCAGGAACCUUCAAAUGGAAGUCACUCUGAUCCAUCUCUUGGAACUAAUUCUAGCAAGCAGGAUUUUCAGAAAAACAGAAUUUCAAGGUCGUCGGUGUUCCCAGCAACUAAUGCUUACAGUCAGCCAGAGGAAUCCUUGAAUCAAGAAAUGAUUUCAGUAGUUGAAAGGACCAUGAAAAAGCAUGCUGACAAUCUCAUGCGUUUCCUGGAGGGAAUUAGUUCCCGGCUCUCUCAGUUAGAAUUGUAUUGCUACAACCUUGACAAGUCAAUUGGGGAAAUGCGUUCUGACUUAGUCCGUGAUCAUGGGGAAGCAGAUUCAAAGUUGAAAUUUCUGGAGAAACAUCUCCAAGAAGUCCACAGAUCUGUUCAGAUUCUUAGGGACAAGCAAGAAUUAGCUGAAACUCAAAAAGAACUUGCCAAGCUUCAGCUUGCACAGAAAGAAACCUCGUCUGGAGCUCAAGAUGAAAGAUCUACUGGUUCUGCAUCUGAGUCAAAGAAUGAUGAUAUAUCAGAUACUCCUAGCACCCAAUUGGCUCUGGCCUUGCCUAAUCAAAUUGCCCAACAACCCUCUCACCCCGCUGCACAACAGCAAUCUGUUGCACCUACACAACCAUCAGCACAAAGUCAUAGCCAGCUGCACCCUUAUUACUUGCCUUCUAAUCAGUUACCAAACCCUCAAGCACAAUCACAUCCUUCAUAUGUUACAGCUGAUGCUCAGUAUCGAGUGCCUCAGUUAGCACCACAAGCUUCCCAACCAUCACAAACUCAAGUGAAUCAGACUCCACAGGCCCAACAAUUUUCUCAGUAUCAGCAGUGGCCCCAACAAGUUUCCCAACCUAUGCAAAUGCCCCAGCAACCACCAGUACAAGUACAACCAUCCCAGCAACCACCAAUGCAAUCAUCCCAGCAACCACCAAUGCAAUCACAGAAUCAGAUCAGAGCUCUAACUCCUCAGUCAAGUAUCUAUCCCCCGUACAUGCCUAAUCAAUCUACCAAUCAGCCUCCUCAAGAGGCAAUAUCAAGCAGCAUGCCGAUGCAGAUGCCGUUUCCAGGAAUGUCACAGGCAGGAAGUAAUCGUCCAGAAGGAAUGCCUUAUGGGUAUGGAGGGACCAGUAGACCUGUUCAACCCCAGCCUUCCCCUCCACACAUGAAGGGUGGUUUUCCAUCUCAACCAGGUGAUGGAUAUCCAACUGGUGGAUCUCACCCACCAUCUUCUGCAGGGACAUACAUGUUAUAUGACAGUGAAGGAGGUCGAUCUCAUCACGCUCCUCAAUCAACUAACUAUUCUCACGGCGGUUAUCCUCCAUCAAAUCCUUCACCUCCCAACAUGCCUCCUCCAGGAAGUAACAGUCUUAUGAUUCGCAGCCCUGCCCCCCAACAAUAUGUUCGCAAUCAUCCUUAUAAUGAUCUCAUUGAUAAGCUGGUGAGCAUGGGUUACAGGGGUGAUCAUGUUGUGAGUGUGAUUCAAAGGCUUGAAGAAAGUGGGCAAGCUGUGGAUUUUAAUGCUGUGCUUGACAGGUUGAAUGGUCAUUCCUUAGGGGGUUCUCAACGAAGCUGGUAAUUGUGAAAGUAAAUCCCGGUCUAGUGCAACUGCAUCUAUUAUCAUUGCGGUUGCAUUCAUCAUCCAUGUUUAUAAUAAAAGACUAAUAUGAUAUGCACGGUAUUUUGUUGCAUUUGGAUUUAGAGGUCCGAGAUCAUUGUAUAUUUGUGACCUUGCUGCACGUUGUCUUUCUGUACCCAGACCGCUUGAAGGAUUGUGACAGUCUUGCUUUUUUUACAUGUAAGAUUGUCCUUUAUUUACUCUUUA
Spinacia oleracea (spinach) is the source of this 2144-nucleotide messenger RNA. RefSeq lists its product as uncharacterized. Lineage: Eukaryota; Viridiplantae; Streptophyta; Magnoliopsida; Caryophyllales; Amaranthaceae. The record is from RefSeq and is a predicted model, not a curated record. The transcript is spliced from 3 exons. The coding region runs from base 240 to 1898 and encodes 552 amino acids.